CCCCCUCCGUCACCUCUCCCCGCCAUGGGCCGCCUCUCGCGCUGCCUGGAGCUCGGGCACCUGCGGCACUGCCCUCUCUUCGAGAGUGACUUCGAGCAGGUGACGUGGAGCGGGGAGCCCGCGGGCCGUGUCACGGUGGGGGUGGUGGCCUCCAGCCCCCUCCUGCCACUUCCGGACGUGCUGGUUCUGGCGCUGCCGCUGGCGCCCCCCGAGCCCGAGGAGCUGCGGCUCUUGGCGCUGCUGCCCCUGUCCUGCGUCCGUCUGUCCGUCCGCCGCCACCACCGGCACCAGCUGCGGGCGCGCCUGCCCACCGGCCGCACCUUCUACCUGCGGCUGUUGGCGCCGCGCGGCCACCGCCAUCGGCUCUUUGGCUCCUGGGUGCGGCUCCUGGGGCUCCUGGGAGCCCAAUAA
Molecule: messenger RNA, 411 nt
Organism: Cuculus canorus (common cuckoo)
Lineage: Eukaryota; Metazoa; Chordata; Aves; Cuculiformes; Cuculidae
Product: Golgi-associated RAB2 interactor protein 5A-like
Exons: 3
Coding region: 25-411 (128 amino acids)
Cellular component (GO): nucleus
Source: RefSeq, a predicted model, not a curated record